AUGGACUCGCGGAGCCCGCUGUCUCCCCGAGCCAGCGCCUUCAGCAUCGCCUCUUUGGUUGCAGCCGAGGCCGCUGCCGCUGCCCAGGGCACCGCCCACAGGGGUCCCAGAGUCUCUGACCACCGAGUCAAACUUUGCCCGCCGCCAGGAUCCCCGGCUGGGAUGCACUUCAGCACCGUCACCAGGGACAUGGAAGCCUUCACGGCCAGCAGCCUGAGCAGCCUGGGGGCCGCGGCGGGGGGCUUCCCGGGCGCCGCGUCGCCGGGCGCCGACCCGUACGGCCCGCGCGAGCCGCCGCCACCGCCGCGCUACGACCCGUGCGCCGCCGCCGCCUCUGCUGCCGCCGCCGCUGCCGCCGCCGCCCCCGGCGCCCCGGGUCCGCCGCCGCCGCCGCGUGCCUACCCGUUCGCGCCGGCCGCCGGGGCCGCCACCGAGCCCGAGGAUCCUGCGGCUAGUUGCGCGGCCGCCGCCAAGGCGCCGGUGAAGAAGAACGCCAAGGUGGCCAGCGUGAGCGUGCAGCUGGAAAUGAAGGCGCUCUGGGACGAGUUCAAUCAGCUGGGCACCGAGAUGAUCGUCACCAAGGCCGGCAGGCGGAUGUUCCCCACCUUCCAAGUGAAACUCUUCGGCAUGGACCCCAUGGCGGACUACAUGCUGCUCAUGGAUUUUGUGCCAGUGGACGACAAACGUUACCGGUAUGCCUUCCAUAGCUCCUCCUGGCUGGUGGCUGGCAAGGCGGACCCGGCCACGCCGGGACGGGUGCACUACCACCCCGACUCGCCAGCCAAGGGCGCACAGUGGAUGAAGCAAAUCGUGUCCUUCGACAAGCUCAAGCUGACCAACAACUUGCUGGAUGACAAUGGCCACAUUAUCCUCAACUCAAUGCACCGAUACCAGCCUCGCUUCCACGUGGUCUAUGUGGAUCCACGCAAAGACAGCGAGAAAUACGCGGAAGAGAACUUCAAAACCUUUGUAUUCGAAGAGACUCGCUUCACCGCGGUCACCGCCUACCAGAAUCACCGGAUCACGCAGCUCAAGAUCGCCAGUAACCCCUUCGCCAAAGGCUUCCGCGACUGUGACCCGGAGGACUGGCCCCGGAACCACCGGCCCGGUGCGCUGCCGCUCAUGAGCGCCUUCGCGCGCUCGCGGAAUCCCGUGGCCUCUCCUACGCAGCCCAAUGGCUCCGAGAAAGCGGCGGCUGAGGCCCGGCGAGAGUUCGAGCGGGAUGCGGGCGGCCCGGCCGUGCUCGCCGACCCCGCGCACCCGCCGCAGCUGCUGGCACGGGUGCUGAGCCCCGCGCUGCCCGGGGCCGGCAGCGCCGGCGGACUCGUCCCGCUACCCGGUGGUCCCGGAAGCCGGCCCAGCCCCCCGCACCCGGAGCUGCGCCUGGAGGCGCCCGGUUCAUCGGAGCCGCUACAUCACCACCCGUACAAGUAUCCGGCCGCCGCCGCAGCCUACGACCACUACCUCGGGGCCAAGAGCCGGCCAGCGCCCUAUCCGCUGCCCGGCCUGCGCGGCCACGGCUACCAUCCACAUGCACACGCACACCCGCACGCGCACCACCACCCCGCCGUGAGUCCGGCCGCGGCUGCAGCCGCCGCCGCGGCCGCUGCCGCCGCGGCCGCCAACAUGUACUCGUCGGGGGGACCCGCGCCUCCCGGUCCCUACGACUAUUGCCCCAGAUAA
Molecule: messenger RNA, 1683 nt
Organism: Ochotona curzoniae (black-lipped pika)
Lineage: Eukaryota; Metazoa; Chordata; Mammalia; Lagomorpha; Ochotonidae
Gene: TBX1
Product: T-box transcription factor 1
Exons: 8
Coding region: 1-1683 (560 amino acids)
Biological process (GO): cell fate specification; regulation of transcription by RNA polymerase II; positive regulation of DNA-templated transcription
Cellular component (GO): nucleus
Molecular function (GO): DNA-binding transcription factor activity, RNA polymerase II-specific; RNA polymerase II cis-regulatory region sequence-specific DNA binding
Source: RefSeq, a predicted model, not a curated record